Hyaloscypha bicolor E is the source of this 2134-nucleotide messenger RNA. RefSeq lists its product as uncharacterized. The record is from RefSeq and is a predicted model, not a curated record. The transcript is spliced from 2 exons. Bases 444 to 1949 code for a protein of 501 amino acids. NCBI's taxonomy places the organism in Eukaryota, Fungi, Ascomycota, Leotiomycetes, Helotiales, Hyaloscyphaceae.
CCGGAUUGCUUCCACGACAAGAUUCUCUUUGGAAUUCUGGGUACCUUUGCAGUAGUUGGGUAUUGGCGGUAAACUUGGUGCCAGUUAAACACAGCCAGAUUGCCUUGCUUGGGCCAGAGGGGCUGCCGAUCCGCCGGAACAGCGCCAAUCGCGACAAGGAGUUGGCGCUUUCGCCUCGUCCUUCCCGGUAAACGGAGCAGGAGUCACCUGCUCCUCCUCUUCAUAUCCCCUCCUCUCCUCUUUGCUUUCAGUACAGAGGGACUGAAGGAGAUUGCCGACAGAGAUUUGCCUUUGGCUUGCUUUCACUUUUGUUCUGUUUGCUGCAGCGACCCACGAAAUCCCUCACGACUCACCGCAUUUUCAGCGAACGAAUUCCACGACCAAAACAAUACACCCAUUGAAGCUGGCCUUCGACUGCCAAUACCCUUAUAAAUACCGCUAAAAUGCCUCUCAUGGAGACGGUCACUAUAAUCAACAAGUCCGGGAAAGUUGUUUCUACCGGUAAACACCUCGUCAACAUCUUCAAAGAAGCCAAAGAGGCAUACGAGGAGAAGAAAGCAGAGAUAAAGUCCCAGCACUACGCACGAUUGAAGCACAAGAAUACGCAGAAGCUCAUCCAAGUCCGCGAAGAGACACGGUCCAAUGCUUCCUCUCGACAUUCUCACCGCUCUCGCUCGCACUCCCACCGCCCAAGAGACAACGGCGAAGGGCCCUCUCGACCACCUCUCACCACACAAAACCUGACCCAAAUAUCUGAAGGCAGCGUAACCUCCUCCCGGCGGAGUCGCAGCUUGCACCAUGGCUCUCGCAGAGCCCGAUCACCACAUUCCCCACGCUCCGUGCAGGGCUACAAAGCACCAUACUUCGAGAACGCAGAUAUCACUCAUCACCCCGGCAUAAUAAGACGACACACCGAUAUCCCCCCAGGCCCAACAGUCAGCGCCCUCUCCCGCGGGACCCUUCCUCCCCCAUACGAAUCCCAACUCGCCGCCCGACCCAUUCACCGCGCUCACUCCAACCCCGAUUUGCGGCACGAAAACAUCGACAUGAACCUCGCAUACGGAGCCCUCCCCCACGAUCUCCAAAUGGGCGCCGUGACGGAAGAACAACAAGAGGCAGAGCUGAAAGCCACAAUGACGAAGCUGGAUCAUCUGUUGUUGGAGGCGCACUGCUUACAGCAUUCCGCAACGGCGAUAAUUGCGAAUCUGCAAGCCAACCCCGAAGCGAUGGCUGCUGUAGCUUUGACGCUUGCUGAGCUGUCUACCCUGUUGAGCAAAAUGUCGCCGGGUAUACUCGGUGCUCUCAAAGCCUCCAGCCCAGCGGUCUUCGCGCUUCUCGCUUCACCCCAAUUCUUGAUUGCUGGCGGUGUCGCGAUUGGUGUUACAGUUGUGAUGUUUGGGGGGUUCAAGAUUAUUAAGAAGAUUCAGGCAAGCAACGAGGCGCGAAAGGAGGCGAAUAGGGUCGAUGAGGCGAUGGUGUUUGAUGGGCUUGAGAUGGGGAGUAUUGAGAGUUGGAGGAGAGGCAUUGCGGAGGUGGAGGCGCAGAGUGUCUCGACGAGUGUGGAUGGAGAGUUCAUUACCCCUGAGGCGGCGAGACAGAGGAAGGAAAGAAUUAGGGAGAGGAAGAAGGAGGAGAGGGAUCAUCAUGCCAGGGCGGAAAGUGUGACGAGUGAGAGUACCAUGAAAACUGCGAGGAAAACUGGGAGCGGGUCGACGGUUUGGAGAAAGAAUUUCCCGAAGAGUUCAUCGAGUAGAGUUGCUCCUUCUGAGAGUGGAAGGAGUGAGAGGAGUCGAAGAGAAGGGGAAGGCAAAGAGGUUAUGGUUGUCAAGGAGAAGGAGAAAAAGAAGAAGAGCGCCUUGUCAGUGAUCUUCAAAAAGAAAGAUAAGGGGAAGGACAAAGAUGGAAGCGAGAGCGGAAGUCAUCGACCUAAGCUGGUUGAGCUGCGAUGAAAAGAGUCUUGAAUGAGAAAAGGGACGGAAAACACAUCCACUCCUACGAUUUAUGAACGUACCUUUAUUUCUUUCCUUUCUGCAUAAUAUACUGGGCAGCAAUGCACAACCAUCUCAUAUUUUGCUCGCAAUAUAUAUCCUCAAGAAUAUAUCAAAUAAUUUCCAGAUCACAUGAGAGAAAAAAC